AUGGCGGGGCGGGGCGCGCAACAAGAUCCAAGCGCGCUAAAGGAAGAAGACUACAUGGAUCUCGCAGAGGAAGACGACGUUCUGGGCCAACAGCUACGCGAGCUAGACUCCAACAUGAGCACAAUGUUCCAAAACCUUGAAAAUAAUGUAGGGAAGGACGGCAAAAAAGACUCCGAUUUGUUCAAGAGCGCCGACGCUCAAGAGAACCGCUCCAAGGAAGAAGAUGCAAACAAGAAACGCGAGGAGCAAGGCCGACAGAAAGAACGGGCGGCCCUCCUGGCGCAGCUGAAGGGCCUGUCUGAUGGUGGGCUGACAAGGCGUCCGAAGUGGCGAUGGAUCGCGGAGGGCGUCCAUGACCCUCCCCCCGACCGGGUCUUGAAGGGAAGGCACCUUUGGAAGGCAGCGGCGUUGCUGAUCAUCGUGUUUUUCGUCCGGCCGAAGAGGACGCUCAUGCAACGAAAAGCGAGGUCCAAGGACCGCGAUACACAAGACUGGAACGCGACGCUGACCAUCUACUUCGACCGAUGCCAGACGUGGCUACUGAAAGCAGCGAGGGUGCCGGUCGGUAAUUCUGUGCUCAAGAACAGCGCACUAAACUUUCGGCUGAACCGCCGAGACGGCAAGAGGGAGGCUUUCGGCGGGGGGGGCGCUUCAGGGGGCGGGAAUGCCAGAGGGGGCUUCGUGAGCGCCCUUGUCAGGAAAGUGGCUAGAGGGAUCAGCCAUGAGAGCCUGGCGCUGACGCUCAUGCGCCUAAAAGUGCACGUGAAAGGUGUCUUGAACGGCCUGACUCAGGAGAUGCCUCCGACGGAUAUCAUGACUUUCUUCAGCUACCUUGCGGCCGACGGCAACUACUUCCCAGACGGUUUCUUUUUCGAGGAGGAGACCAAGAUGCUCGCGUUCGACGAGCUGGGCGCCGUGCGAAACCUCACCCCGAACACGGACCGUCCUGACGACUUCGAAGACACGCUCUACGCCCUGCACAACAGCAAGGCAUUGGAGGAGGAGCUCGCAGCUAACCACCAGGGCCACCACGAAGGUUUCUUGGACGCGCACCACCUGGGAUGGCUGGUUGACGCUGGACACAGUCUGUUGGAGGGCACGAAGGCGGGCAUGGCUGGCCACGCCGCCGCCACCGCCGCCGCGGCUCGGCCGACCGACUUGAGAGCAGCCGUCUUGCACGGGCGCGAGCACCUCCCCGGGAAGUUCAGGCCGCUGUAUCGCCACGAGGCAAACGGUCAAUGGCUCGACACGUCGUUUGUGGAGAUGAUCCUGACCAACUACCUCAUGAGUCCGGACUGGUCCCGUCCAGCGGCGUGA
Molecule: messenger RNA, 1317 nt
Organism: Ectocarpus siliculosus
Lineage: Eukaryota; Phaeophyceae; Ectocarpales; Ectocarpaceae
Source: the annotation of a GenBank genome assembly